This is a messenger RNA of Syzygium oleosum, 998 nucleotides long. RefSeq lists its product as uncharacterized. The record is from RefSeq and is a predicted model, not a curated record. The transcript has 5 exons. Bases 259 to 708 code for a protein of 149 amino acids. Gene Ontology annotation, cellular component: nucleus. Gene Ontology annotation, molecular function: RNA binding. NCBI's taxonomy places the organism in Eukaryota, Viridiplantae, Streptophyta, Magnoliopsida, Myrtales, Myrtaceae.
UCUCUCACAAAACAAUGCUCUUUCCCUUUUCUUUUGCUAUUUUCACUCCUAGCCAUCAAUCACAGAGUCACAAAACAGAUUGCCCACACAAGCGGUCGCUCUCUUUUCUUGGCAAACCCCCACCAUUUUAGGCUCUGGAUGACCUCUAUAUUUAUAUAUAAUGGGGGACUUUCUUCGCUUUCUCUGCGUGAUCCCUUCCUUUUUUUCAAGGUUGUGACCAGAAGUGAUAAACAGAUAAGAGAGAACUUGAAGAUUUAGAUGACAAUGGCUGUUGAGACACUCGUGGCGUCGUCAGAGAAUGUUCUAGCCCCAAAGAAGAACAGGAUUCAGGUGUCCAAUACCAAGAAGCCCCUCUUUUUCUAUGUCAAUCUUGCCAAGAGGUACAUACAACAGCAUAAUGAAGUUGAGCUUUCUGCUCUGGGCAUGGCAAUUACGACCGUCGUCACAAUCGCUGAGAUACUCAAGAACAACGGUGUUGCUACGGAAAAGAAGGUUUUGACGUCAUCAGUUGGAAUGAAGGACGAGAGCAGAGGGCGGGUGAUCCAAAAGGCCAAGAUCGAGAUCGUGCUAGAGAAAUCUGAUAAAGGUGAAAGCCCGCCAGGGAUGGCUAAUACAAGCACAGAACCGACAACGACUAAUGCAAAGCCAGAAAUGGCGACGACUGAUACAGCUAAAGAACCGGCUGCCGCCACCGAUGAAAAGAAGUGACAAUUAGGAUUGGUCGCGUCAAUUUCAAUCUUUACUCAAAAGGGUCAUUCUUUCUAAACUAUUUUGGCAUUGCCUGCCUUACUAGAGCAACUCUGUGGCUAGUGUUUCGUUUUUAAAUGCAGAACCGAAGAUGGGUUCGAGUAUAGAGUAUGAAGUUGAAUAGAAUGGAAAAAGAAACAUAUAAUGGAUGAUAAGUUAAUACGGGAAGUUGCAGCUGCAUGUUUCUUAGCAUGCAGAGUUGUAAAGUACCAUUAACAAUAUUUCAAAUUCAAUCCUGGCUCUUUUGCUGA